Messenger RNA from Phycodurus eques (leafy seadragon), 7753 nucleotides. RefSeq names its product titin-like. The transcript has 11 exons. Bases 90 to 4892 code for a protein of 1600 amino acids. The record is from RefSeq and is a predicted model, not a curated record. NCBI's taxonomy places the organism in Eukaryota, Metazoa, Chordata, Actinopteri, Syngnathiformes, Syngnathidae.
GACGUCACCGCCCCUUUCGUGCGCUUUGGAAUCGUUCCGGUUUUGUUGCUGAGAGUUGAAAAAGACACACGGCGCUCUUUGUCCGCGGUAUGAAGUUCCCUGUGGAUUUGCUGGCUGAUGUCAGCCUGGCUGAGCUGGAAGCAGCAGCUCACACCUACAUGGACAAACUCCUUUGGGGCAACCCAGAUUCUGCUGAGCAACUCACCCUCUCUGACUCCACUAAGGUCAGCGUAGACAUUUCCAGGGUAGGCUAUGUUCCUCUGCAUGGCUCCAGUGACACGGAGAGGAUGCUGGCCCUCUUUUCUCCCGCCAACCCCUUCACCGCUGUCGCUCUGUACCUGUUGGACCGGUGGUGGACCGCAGAUGAUAUUCUCAAGACGUCUGACCUUGCUCGAGAUGGAGCGGUUGAGGUGGAGACAGUUGGGGAGAGAAUAGUGUUGUAUAGCCUGAAUCGGGUGAUCUACAGAGCAAGGGAGAUCAACUCCAAAGAGGAGCUUCCCUUCCUCUGCCAUGGGGAGAAUGAUUAUGCAAAGAUUUACUGGAAUAAUGGGGAGGCUGUUGGCUUCUACUCAGUCAAAACCUCAGGCAGUUUAUACAAUUAUUUUUCAACAAGAAGAUAUGAGCUUCCUGUCAUGGACUCUAUAUUUGUGAGGAAACGUCACCGUGGUAAUGGCUUUGGCCUUCACAUGCUGGAGGACUUUGUGCUGAGUUUUCACGACGACUGUGUGGGAUUGCGGUAUCCACUCACCAAAGCCAUGUACAAAAUGUGUGAGAAGUACCUGGGUCAGUACCCAGGAGACACAGGCCUACUUUGGGAGGUGGAGGGAGUAGGUGGACCAAACCAGAGGUUUAACAUUGCCAGCAAGGUUCAGACCAUGGAUUUGAGGGCGUUACCAACGAGUUUGUUUGAGACACUACAUGAGGUCACGAGUGAGACAAAAAAGGGAGUGACCAAGGAGACAAUUGCCACACAAAUAAAAGAAGCUGAAUCUAUGGCGUACACAGUAGAAAUUGUGGAAGACGUAUCAGUGUGUUCCGCCACUAAAGAUACCGGUGACAAGUCUGUUGCAACUCGGAGUAGAAGCAGUGGCCGAAACCAAACGAAGAAAGCUGAUAAGAUUUCAGAGAGGCAAUCUAAAAAAGUUAUAAGAGUUGAGGAUAUUGAAGCAGAGCCCCCAGAGGAACACGUUUCUGGCAAACAGAAGACUGCUGCUUUUUCUGAUUUUGUGAUGACUGAGGGAACAUAUAGUAUCGUUACUGAAGAAAAGGAGAAAGAUGAUGUCGCCAUUGCAGUAGAAGAAUCUGCGGGAGUGAACACUACUUUAACACCACAAGAAGUUGAGGAUGCACCAGCACUUGCUGCAGAGGAGUGUCAAGACAGAGAGGAUCUGAUGGACGCCUGCUGUGAUUCUCACAGUGGAAUUGAAAAUGUGUCAGAAAGGCAAGGAGUAGAGGAGGUGUCUCACGAGAAGGUCAACGCUGUAGAAGAAUUGAAUAUGACCAUUGAUGAAAAGUUUGUGGAAAAAGCGAAUUCUCUUACUGAGGGAUCUGAUGAAGAUCACGAUGAAUCAACAGUUGUACCUCUUAGAGGCAGAUGUAAGACAGCUCCUGAAGAAAUCAACCAAUAUAGUCACGUAGAACCUGGCAGGAUGGUAAAUGAAACGGAAGGAGAAAGGUCAGCUGAGGAACUGAGUUUUGCAGGAAAAUGUGAUGCUUCAAAGGCUGGAGAGGAAGAAAAAGCUUUAACUGCGGUAGACCUGGAAGGGAGGAAUGAAGUACAGGAAGAUGAAAACACUAAAGGAACGGCAGAGGCUGUAACUGUGGCAGUAGAUAAUAAUGAGAAAGAUGCAGAUAACGUGACACAAGAGCUUGACACAGCCAGUGUUGCUUUAGAAAAAGACAAGCCUGAUGAGUACCACAGUGUCCUACCAGAAAAAGAAGCAUCUCAGGAAAAAGGCAUUGAACUUCACAAGCUCCAGAAAGCCACAGUCAUCCUACUGGAUUUAAAAACAACGCACCAUCAACUGAGUGUGAAGGAAGUGGAAAAAACACUAGCCCCCAGGGAGUGUGCUGAAUUACAAAACCAGGAGACUAAGCUCGAAGCAAAAGAGGAAAACGAUCUGUCCAGUUCUGUUGGAGAGGACCCCAAACCAGAAAAGUCUGAAACAGUGUCAGAGGAAAACAGGACAGAAGAAUCUAUCAGUACUAUUUAUACACCUACAGAAACCGAUACUGAAAAAAUAAAAGAUGGUAUUUCAGAAAAACAAAAUGAGGAAAAUAUAGUCAAGAUUGAAGAAGUGCCAGUCAUUGAAAUACGAGUUCCUAGGAGCAGGAGGAGGAAGGUUGAAACAAGGUGUAAGACAACAAGUAGCCCCAAAAAUUAUCUGGCAGAAGACAAAGAUGGUAUUCCUGUCAAGGAAUUCAAUGAAGCAGGUGUCAUUAUGAUGGAAGAAGAGACUUCAGCUGUAACAAAAGACACCGAGCAGGGCAAACAAAGUGCAAAUGCAGGGACAUCUGUAAAUAUAAAGGAAGGCAUCGUAGAGAUGAUGACAACAAUGGAAGAGUAUUCAGUGGUUAUGACGGCAUCCUCAGAUGACCUAUUACAAGCAAAGAAUCCUGUCGCAAAGAAUCCUGUCGAAGAAAUAGAACUUACUGCAGCUCCACAACAGAGUGUAGAAGUGGUUUCAAAGACACUGGCUCUGAAAUCCGUUACUGUAGUUUUACUGGACCACAUAGUCCAAGAAGAGACUUCUGCUAAAAAUGGAGAUAAGCAUGAGGAGCAGACACACAAGGGAACCCUGACAGAGAAUUAUUUUGCUGAAUCAUCUGUGGGUAAAGACACUGAGCAGGAAGACCUAGUUAUGGAAGAUUGUACAGAGGAAACAAAGGUUCAAGUAAUAGGUCACAAGGGAAAAGUUGAAGAAGCAGAUGAAUUAAUUCAGGAUAAUCAACAGAUGUAUCAUCAAGAAGGGAGCCUUGAGGACAAGAAUGUUGAUCUACAAAUGCAAACUUCAGAACUAAAAACAGACACUGUGAUUAGAGACUGUGUUUUGGAACAAGAGGACAUUCAACAUGGAGAAAAAGGGGAAUGUGAGGCAACUGAGCCAGAGGUUGCAGCUGCAAACACUCCUUAUGAGGGGAGCACCUUGAAUGAUCCUACACAGGAAUCCAUGAAAACACAAGGCUCAGGAGAGCCUGAACAGACCCAAUCUGUAUUGGCCACCAUUGCAUCAGGGGACAAUGUGCAAGAGACACAGGUGGAGGAAUUUACAUUCACGGUUGAUCAGAGUUCUGAAGGGAUGAGCUCUGUGAAAAAGAGGGCAGAUAUUGGUAAACUAGAAGUAGAAGUAGAACGGGUUCUGGAUAAAAGAGGGAAGUCUGUUCCUGCUAACACUCAACAUAAAUCAAAAAUAGCCUGCAAAUGGCAUCAGUCGGAAGGAGAGGAAGAAGAAACAGCUUCACAAGAAGAAAUACGGGCUGCGCAAACAGCACAGCUACUGGAAGAAGCUGAGGACAAAGGUGGGAAUAGAGGAACAGGAGAAAGGGAUGAGGAGGAAGCUGUGACUCAGAGGGGAGAAAACACUGAUCCACAAGUUGAGAUGGAAAAAGAAGAAUCUAUUGCACAUCCUGAGAAACAGGAAGAGGGACAGACAUGUAUUAUGGAAAUGGAAGAGACUGAUGAAAGGCCAACUAUUAUAGAGGAGGAAGAGGUUGCUGAUCCCGCAACAGAAACAGGAGACCUAAGAAAAAGAAGAAAGUCUGCUUCCAUCACCACACAGCCUAGGUCCAAAAUAUCCCGCACAAACCAUCAAUCAGACAGAGAAGUUAAAGCUUUAGAAGAUAGAGGAGGGAUAUUAGGGGAAGACCAGGAGUGUGAGGAGAAAAAAGGGGACCAAACUGAAGAAGAGGAAACUCAAGUCUCAGAAUUUGAACACGCUGUCAUUGAGGAAGAGUCACUUCUUGGAGAAGACUCUGUGUUGGCACAGCAAGAAACUCCAUUCACAACUGGAGUGCUCAGGAGCAAAACAAAACUGAUACAAAGAUCGGGUACAAGCACAGACCUCGUGGAAUCUGAGAUCCAGCCUCAGGAUAUUGAAACCAAAACACUGAUUCAGUUGACUGAUGAUACACCUGAAAACAGAGAUGGAAUCACAAAUGAACAGCUUCUUACCAGUGUCACAACUGAGGACCAGACUGAGGGAACACCUAAAAUGUUUGAUGACAGCGUUAUACAUAUGGCCAUUGAAGACGCAGAAAUUGAAGAAACAGAAACACCCCCAGAAAGUCAUAAAGAUACAGCUACAUGUGCGGAAAUGUGUGAGAAUGUCAAAAGUGGCAAAAAAAGAAUUUCAGACAAAACAGAGAAUAUCCUGAAGCCAAAAAGAAAUUCCUUAAGAAAGAGACCAAGGGUGGAUUACGCUGAGAAUGAUGAGAUGGGGGAAGAUGAAAUGAAGAGUGACAAAGAAAAAAAGAAUUCAAAUGAAUCCAAAGGCUACAUGGAAGAGAGCACUUCAACUGGCAAUGAGAGGCAGGAGGAUUUAAAGAAAGAAGAGCGCGUGGAACCUGUGGAGAACCUUGGAGCUGACACACAGAAUUCAGGAUCUGAUGAUGAAGAGGAAGGGGUAGCACAUGAAAAUGAGCCGAGUGCAUCAGAUGACAUAGAGCAAACAGUUGAAAAAAGACUUCUGAGAAGUAGGACCAUUUCUUCUAUUGCAAUAAAACCACACUCUGAAUCUAGAUGCCACACUGCGACACUGGACAGAUGUGAGGGGUCGUCAUCUGAUAAAGGCUAUGGGAAAAGUCCUCCGUCACCCCAGAGAAGUCAUCUCCGCAAGAAAACAAGCUAUAAACUAACUCCAGCCCGCAGGUCCGCACGUCACAGCAGAGUUUAGACGAAAAUCAAGCCAAUCACUCAAGCCAUGCUAAAAGAUACCUUUUAGAGCAGAGGUCAUGAACAUCUACAAUGGUACUCAGUAGAGUACAAACCUUGAAGGCAGAGCAAUUCAAAGCAUAAAUUGCCAUCUGACUUAGAUCGGUGGGGCCUGUGUUAAUGCACAUUACAAAGCAGGUAACAACUCCCGGAUGAAAAUGUUUCACCUCAAACCCUAUGUAUGUUGUCAUUUGUCACAAUUUUAAAUUCAAUAAUAAGUGUACUAUGAGGGUCACAUGGACAACAAUUAUGGCUAAAACAGCAUAGGGCAGUGGUUCUCAAAGUUUGCUAUGGUGUGGGCUCCCUCUAGUGGUACCUGCAAGAAUCCAAAUUAAAGCUUCAAACUGCAUGUUGUUACAGCGCUUUCAAAUUUAUUAUUUUGUUUUUUAAAUACCGUGUAGUACUUUGGUUAAGUACAAUUCAGUUGUAUUUACCUUUUAACUAUAAUACAUUUGCAUUGAAUCAUUUAGGAAUGUUUCUUCAAACAUUUAUUUAGGUACAAUUUUAUUUAACUUUGUGCAUUACAUUUGAUUUGAUUCAGUAGGUGCAGGUUUUUUCCCCCCUAUAGUUAAAAGCAGAAGUUCCAACUGUGUAUAAUAUUAAAUACACUUUUUAGAAAUAAAACCCGCGUCUCAUUUUAGAUGAACACUUGGGGCGAUGACGCUACUGUAUUUUAAUGUUGGUCAUCAUGGUGGUGCUUCGAACUUACGUACUUAUUUUUAUUGGUGGUAUUGGGGUAAAAUGAUUGAAAAGCAAUGGCCUAGCGGCUUUUAAAUACAAAGAGGUCAUAGCCAGUUAUUUCACAGAACAUCGUCAUUGCACACUGCAGUGCAAACUGCAUUUAGUGGGGUCGGGGGAAAAUAUAAUCUUAAUUUGUGGUUAAAAUAGCUAAGCGACGUGAUUGGGACAGCCAAGUGUCAUUACAGUACUAUAAAACAAUGCUGCUGUAAUUGGCGGAUGAGCCGUCAUGUUGAUGACGUCAACGAUGUAACGGACACGCCAUUAAAGAUGACACCCAGCAACCCCCAGUCUCGUGCUGUGCUGCAAAGCUGUCUCGGCUGCCCCGCUGAACCAGUCUGCGUGCAUAAGACAUCUAAGGAAAACCUUGUCUGUUUAUCAAAGAAGAAGCAAGAGGAGGCUUAACUUCACGGACUGACGCUAAAUGAAUUACCAGCCAGUCCCAAGUAGCUCAUUAAAGCUGAGACACAGACAUUGGUUUCUCACCCGGACGCUAAAUUAAAUCACUUCCACCCCCAGCCAGCCUGAAGAGUCUCACCAACAAAGACUUAUUUUUCCCGCUGUUUCCAGUGACAUUUGUUCCUUCUGUCUGGGACAAUGGCUGGGACACUAGCGACACCCACAGGUAGUGGAAAUCUACUGCAACUCCGGAUGAACUAAUCACUAUCUUCAAUGGACUUGAAUGUUAUAAAAUAUUUUAAGAACUUUGCAUAAACGCCAUAGUGUUACCAUCACAAUAGCGCCAAGAGUAAUUGUAUUUCUGCAAUUUUGAAUGUCUGAUAAUAAUAAUAACUGAACCGGAUGAGAUGUUUCACCCCGCACAACACAAAUGCCAUAUUGCAAAUAUUACAAUGUUCUCAACAACCACAAACAAUUGAAACAAUCAAUACAGGGAUGAAAGAAGAUGUGCGAGUGACAAUGCAAAGCUGGAAAAUGGUCUCGUUAUUUUAUAUCCAAUAAUUCAUAUUUUAUUGCACUGGAUUUAAACCACAAAAUAAUCCUAGGAUGAAAAAGUUGGAUUAAGAGGCGGUCCAUCUCCCCUUUUGGUCCCGGAGGUGGGGGCGGGGGCGCUCGUUCGACCAACUUGCCGAAGACUGCCUCAGCUAGGAAGCACCACCUAGCACCACGAGGUGGCAAGGACACAUUGGACCCUUCCCCGCCGCAUGGCAUCCUGCCAGCACUUUUGGGUGCCUGGGCAAACUCUGUUGGGAAGGAAGCGGGCAGCACACGUCCUCUGAACGUCUUAGAAACAGCGACAUACGGGCUCCGGCCGCCCUGCCUGGGAACUUUUUUUCUUCCUGCUCUUCUUUUUUUUCCUUCCACCUUUUCCACCAAAUCCACCAGUUCCCCAUGCGGACCGGACUGGCCUAACAUUCGGGAAAUCGACCAGCCUAAAUUCUGUUCCACGCAACGUAAAUCCAUCUUGUGCUGUACUAAAAUGAACAGAUUAGUGCAUGUUUGGGUUUAAAUUAACGAGGACAGGAAACCCUAGCUAUAUGCAUUGUCAAUACACGCUCAUUCCACCGUCACAUCACAAGUUCAGCCUCCUCCUACCUCCUGUCCUUUCUUUGCUUUUUCCCUGUAGAUUCCCAUGUUAGAUGUCAUUAAAUAUUCUAUAAAAAUUCAGUACCUCUAUCAUUUGUGUGGGUUUGCGUUCGACAACAGACUUCUGGUUAUCGAGAACUCUUAUCUCAUUCCUGUAGCAACCUUCAGAAUAUGAGACUGAUAAAUGUUUGUCGUCUUCUAAAUUUUAUACAUCUAAAAAGCGACGUGGUUCACCUUUACGAGACAAAAUAGCUUGAUUUAUAAGGCUGAAACUUGAAAUUACGCUAAACCGGAAGCAACGCGGGCGUCGCUUCCGUCUUACUAUUUUCUCCUAAAUUAAUUACGUUUUUAUUUAACCCAAUAUACGCUACACGUCAUUGAUGAUGUCAUCGUUAAACCAUGGCGGGUCGCUAUCAAAAAUUUAUCCAGACGCCAUAGCAAGAUUGUUAAAUUUUUAAAAUGCUGUUUUAUGAAAGUUAAACAACUACUUUCAUAAAAUUUAAUAAUGUGAACAUUAAUAGAGCUUAUGCCUGUUUCUGC